This is a messenger RNA of Rotaria sp. Silwood1, 1401 nucleotides long. The record is from the annotation of a GenBank genome assembly. NCBI's taxonomy places the organism in Eukaryota, Metazoa, Rotifera, Eurotatoria, Philodinida, Philodinidae.
AUGAAUAAUUUAAUGAAUAGUGCUCGAAGAGUGAUUCGUGUUGGUUCUGUUGAAUUAGAAAUGUCACUGCCUAAUCCACCGAAUGUUACUUGGCUACAUGUAUGGACCUUUAGUGAAAUACAAAAUGCUGUUUUAGAAUCAUCAUUUGUUGCCAUUCCGAAUGAAAUUCUAUUAUGUAUAUUUCAAUUAUUAUCUGUAAGAGAUCUGUGCAACGUUUCAUUGGUUUGUCGAUUAUUCAAAAUGAUUGCCGAUCAAGAUGAAAUAUGGAAAUUAAAAUGCAAUACAUUAAUAAAACUAUAUUUUAAAUCAUACAAACAAAUUUAUAUGGAUUCGAUAUAUGUAAAAUUUUUAUGCAAGAUGAAUCGACGACGUACGAUGGAAAAACGUAAACUUGCACCCACUGGUGGAUUCAAUAAGCAUCCGAAGACAUCAUUCAUUAUGACAAUUGAACUAUCAGUCAACAUUGAUGCUACAGCUCGUGAACUUAUAAAGCUAAGAGAAAAAGCAUUGAAAUUUCGAGAACAAUGGCAACAAUCAACUAUUUUAAAACAGAUGAUAAUAAGAUAUUAUCGUUUCAUGCAAUUAAAAGCAUCUCAUCCAACAGAUCUUCUAUUAGUUCCUACAUUAGAUAUUGAAAUUAUUUGGCAAACUCAUUUACUUCGACCAGAAAUCUAUCAAGCUGAUUGUAUUCGUUUAUUUCAUCGAAUUAUUGAUCAUAAAUUAUUAACUAAUGAUAUUGAAAAAUUUUACAAAGAACAAGCAUUUCGAGAUACUUGUCAAUUAUAUGAACAAAAAUUCGGUGAAAACUAUUGUUUAUUACCAUCGUUCGUUAGGAGAAAACAAACUGCAUCAAAUGCUUCUUGUAAUGCUGUCGAUACAUAUCUUCAUGACAAAACGUAUUAUACUUAUUGGGAUAAAACAAAUUUCGAGUUGUUAUUGGAACCACCGAAAGAUUAUGAAAAUCCAUUUUCAUUUACAGAAGGUGACAUGAUCGUCGAUAUGAAUUGGCUUGAUAUGUGUAAAAUAUUUAUGGUAGAUGCACAAAAAAAAACUUCUGUUCCAUUUAAUUUUUGGGCUCGAUCGAAACAAAUUGAUCUUCAACCAGGAAAAAUGGAAAGAUUAAAAAAAUCCUAUGAACGAUUUCUAUACAUAGCAGCUAAAUAUCCACUCAAAGAUAGUGAUGGUUCUAUAUUUCCAACAUAUGCGAUUGAGAUCAUGUGGCACGCACAUAUGCAAGAACCAUUGAAUUAUGCAGCUGAUUGUGUUCGUCUUGUUGGCUAUGUUAUUUUUCAUAAUCUGUGGUCAACAAUUAAAGAUGAUAAUAUGCAGAAAUCAUCUGUUAAAACGAGUGAUAUUUGGAAGCAAGAAUUUGGUACGGAUAUAAUAACAGAUCAUCUUUGA